UACGCUUUUUUACCGACGUUUACUGACACCAGCCAUAUGCAACGGGUGUUGAGCGUUCGUAAAUUCAAUUAUUCUGCGCUUUGGCACACUCAGACGGACGCGAGAGUGCCCUGAAAACGGAGUAGUAACCAGAGUGAAUUUACGAACGCACCUCUAGGCUAAUCCCUACUACAGGAUAAUCCCAUAGAGCUGUACUGUUUUUGAUAAUCACAUUCUGACAAAAUGCUCUUUGCUAAACUCGGAUGUUAGCUAGACAGCCAUCUUUAUUAGCUAGCUAACGUUGAUUUAGAUAACUGUAACCCGGUCGGAAAUAGCUUGUUCUUAACGGUUAACGUUACUGGACAGAAACCCAGCUUCUUUGGAUAAUUGACCUAGCUACAGUAUCUAAUCAAUUGAAUUGUACACCAAUUUCUGAUGAGCAAAUACUCGCAUCAAGCCAAGAGAACAUCAUGGAGAUCAGCCUCAAUCGAGUUGAUUAUCUGCAGGUUGGUGUGACAUCUCAGAAAACCAUGAGGCUCCUCCCUGCCUUGGGACGCAAAGCAACCCAAAAGGUUGCUGUUGCUGAUCAUGAUGGUGUGGUAACUUGUUUUGGGAUGAAAAAAGGAGAAGCUGUGCCUGUGUUCAAGACCUUGCCAGGGCAGAAGAUAACCAGGCUGGACCUGGGUGGGGCUCUUGGAACCCCGCAGGAGAAGAUCUUUGUGUGUGCCGGCUCGGAAGUGAAGGGAUACACCAAGAAAGGCAAACAGUUCCUGUCCUUUGAGGCCAACCUUACAGAAAGCAUUAAUGCCAUGCACGUUUCAGGAGCAGACCUUUUUGUGUGUGCGAGUUACAUCUACAACCACUACUGUGACUGCAAGGACCAAGACUACUACCUGUCUGGAGACAAAAUCAAUGACAUUGUGUGUUUGUCUGCUGAGAACUUGGGCCGCGUUGUCCCUGUGUUGGCAUGUCAAGACAGAGUUCUCAGUGUUGCAGAGUUUGUGUUUUCUUGCCCAUAGGGAUCUGAGCUUUUGUAUGAUAUUGAAGUCCCUGGUCCUCCCUCAGUUUUGGAGCUGUACAAUAGAGAUGGAGGCAAGAAUGGCGAAGACAUUCUCUAUGGAACUGUGGAUGGAAAACUGGGACUGAUUAGGAUAACUGAUUCCUCUUCCUCUUCUAAAUGGGAGAUUGAUAAUGACAAAAAGAAAGGAGGUGUUUUGUGCAUUGACACGUUUGAUAUCCUGGGUGAUGGGGUGAAAGACAUCCUGGUUGGCAGGGACGAUGGGACAGUGAAGGUCUAUGCCAUUGACAGCUCCGACGAGCUGUCGUUGCGCUUUGAGCAUGUGUUGUCGGAGAGCGUCAACUCUAUUCAGGGUGGCUGUGUUGGGAAGGAGUCUUAUGACGAGGUUCUGACAGCCACGUAUACAGGGUGGGUGACAGGGCUAACUACAGAGCCCCAGCAGGCAGAGGCAGGCCCUGGAGAGGAAGUCAAAAUGAGUCGGGAGACCCAGAACAAAGUGGCAGCUCUCAGGGCAGAGCUAGACCAACUGCAGAUGAAGGUCCUUCAGGGCCGUGAGAAGUACCAGCAGACCUCCCAGUCCAGUACGGCCAUCUCUGCCAUGCCCGUGUUCAACGUCAACGACAAGUUCACCCUGUGUCAGGAUGACGCCAGCUACAGCCUCACUUUGGAAGUGCAGACGGCCAUUGACAAUCUGCUGCUGCAGAGUGACGUACCAAUUGAUCUGCUGGAUGUCGACAAGAACUCUGCUGUCGUGAGUUUCAGCGAAUGUGAUUCAGAGAAGCUAAAUGGCAAUUUUCUCCUCGCUAUGUACAGAUGCCAAGCAAAUACUACACGGCUUGAGCUGAAGGUGAGGUUCAUUGAGGGCCAGUAUGGCACCCUGCAGGCCUACAUCACGCCACGCCUGCAGCCCAAGACCUGCCAGGUACACCAGUACCUCAUCAAACCCCUGUCCCUUCACCAGAGAACUCACACCAUUGACCAGGACAGACCCAUGAACACUUUGAGUCUGGUUGGCCAAUUCAGCUUUGCAGAGAUCCACUCCUGGGUAGUCUUCUGCUUGCCAGAGGUCCCAGAGAAGACUCCAGCAGGGGAGAAUAUCACCUUCUACUUCCAGAACACUUUCCUUGGCACGCAGCUGGAAGCCACAUACUGGAAAGGGGAAGGCCACUUCAAGUCUGACAACAUUUCCACCAUCUCCAUACUGAAGGACGUCCUCUCCAAAGAAGCCACCAAAAGAAAAAACAAUCUCAACAUUUCUUAUGAUAUCAAUGACGUUUCAGUGGGCCACACACUCAAGAUGAUUCAUCCGAAGCUUGAGUAUCAGCUGCUCUUGGCCAAAAAGGUUCAGCUGAUUGACGCAUUAAAAGAUCUUCAGGUUCACGAGGGGAAUACGGACUCUGCCUAUCUGCUAGAGGAAUACAAGAAGCAACCAGCUCACCUAGAAAGACUUUAUGGUAUGGUAACUGACCUCUUCAUCGACAAAUUCAAAUUCAAAGGACAGAAUGUGAAGACAAAGGUGUCAUUGCUGCUGGAAAUUUUGGAUAACUACGAUUUGGAUUCUUUGAUGAAUUUCUUCAAUGAGGCAUAAUAUCAAAUUAGAGCAAAGAGGACACAAACUUUGACACCUAAUUUGUAAUAGCUUUUGUUCUGUAUAUAGAGUUUACAUUUCAGCUUUGUUUGUUUUUUGUAAGAUACUAGAAUCAAUUAUUGUACAUAUUAUGAAUUAUUUAUGUCAAUUGUCAACAACAUCUGAAUGUCUAAAGGCCUAUAUUCUGUUGGCCUAGCUAUAUAGUCUGUUGUAUGUUCUCUUUUAUAGGUUUGCACAUGAAAAUAUAAUUGUUCAUGUUUGACAGUUACAUUUCUAUUUCUAUUCAAGUGCCUUCGGAAAGUAUUCAGACCCCUUGACUUUUUCCACAUUUUUUUACGUUACAGCCUUAUUCUAAAAUGGUAAAUUAUUCCACGUUUUGUAACUGUUUGCAUUGUAGCUAAAACAUUUUAGAUUUCUAAGGUGGAUCAAAUAGAGGGGUUCAGAUUCCACGCCCCUUGUUAAUUCUUGUUCGACAAGUGACCUAGAGCUGGGACGAAAAUGGUGUGAACUUGAUUGAGAGGCCAAACAGAUCGUCGGAUCAUUUUAAUUUUGUUCACAAGUUUGAUUCUAAUAACAAAUGCAGCAAGUGAUGUUUGGUCAAUCUCUGCAGUGAGUUAUCGGAGUUUGCAGUAUGUUGUUAUCCAGCCAGCCGCUAGUGGUCACUAUAUACCUGUCUUGACGGAUCCACUAUCUUCUGGAGGACUUUAAAGGCUAGUGUACAUAUUUUCCAAGACGUUGAAAAAUCCGUAUUUUCCGGACGUCGAAAUCAUGCUCAUUUUUGGUUCUGAAUGAAAGUUGGAAAUACGUAUUUUCCAGACCUUGAAAAUAUGUAUUUUCCUGAUGUUGAAAUCAGGCUCAUUUUUGGUUUGAAUAUAAGUUGAAAAUACAUAAUUUAUAGAUGUCUAUGUUAGGGCCAAAUCAAGGCUGGUCCAGACCAGACAAAAUUUGAAUUUGGUUCAGAUUUGGACCGGACGAAAAACCAAUGUCCGUGGAUGUGGAAAUCAAGGCCAGUCCGGACUGCACCAAAAAAAAGAAGUCCAAAAGGCAUCGGCCCGUGCUUCCUGAGGUGUAGUCUGCAGUGUUGCCUCAAAUGUAAUUUUAUGAAUGCCCAUCCAUGUGGUAAGCCUACCGUUUGUAAAACACACACACAAAAAAAGAUGUCUGCUCGUUCUUACUGGGGUGUAGCCAACCACAUCAGCCUACAAUAGAAUUGUAUGAAUGCCCAUCCAUGUGCUAGGCCCACCAUUUGUAAAGCAGGCUGUUGCAUUGGCUUUAUUAGUCCUGAUUCCUGUUGGUAGAGCAUGGCGCUUGCAACGCCAGGGUUGUGGGUUCGUU
This is a messenger RNA of Coregonus clupeaformis (lake whitefish), 3920 nucleotides long. Its product is annotated as Bardet-Biedl syndrome 7 protein homolog. Gene Ontology annotation, biological process: non-motile cilium assembly; intracellular protein localization; intracellular transport. The transcript is spliced from 19 exons. Gene Ontology annotation, cellular component: ciliary basal body; neuron projection; BBSome. NCBI's taxonomy places the organism in Eukaryota, Metazoa, Chordata, Actinopteri, Salmoniformes, Salmonidae. The record is from RefSeq and is a predicted model, not a curated record.